Messenger RNA from Ilex paraguariensis (yerba mate), 445 nucleotides. NCBI's taxonomy places the organism in Eukaryota, Viridiplantae, Streptophyta, Magnoliopsida, Aquifoliales, Aquifoliaceae. The record is from the annotation of a GenBank genome assembly.
GCUAAGAUGGAUAAACUAUUUGAGGCCAGACGUUAAAAGAGGCAACUUUGCUGAAGAUGAAGAAGAUCUCAUCAUCAGACGUCAUGCACUCUUAGGCAACCGAUGGUCAUUGAUAACAGGAAGAUUGCCAGGACGUACAGACAAUGAAGUGAAGAACUACUGGAAUCCUCGUUUGAGGAGAAAGCUUAUAAACAUGGGCAUCAAUCCUAAUCAUCAUCGUUUAAAUCAUAGUCUUCCUCACCUUCAAAGUCUCGGUGCAUCAACUAGUACAACGUUGUCUGCUUCGAAAAGCCAUGAAUGUCAGCCUGUGAAAUGUCAUGUUGAUAAUAAUCAGGUCUCUGAUGCUGUCAGUGUUUUGGAAGAUGACCCAAGAGGCUUGCCUGAUCUGAACCUUUCUCUCACAUUGGACGUUCCCUCUCAUUCAAUUGCCAAUGCUGAAGAGUAG